Messenger RNA from Cheilinus undulatus (humphead wrasse), 2438 nucleotides. RefSeq names its product heparan-alpha-glucosaminide N-acetyltransferase (gene hgsnat). NCBI's taxonomy places the organism in Eukaryota, Metazoa, Chordata, Actinopteri, Labriformes, Labridae. The transcript has 18 exons. Bases 7 to 1959 code for a protein of 650 amino acids. The record is from RefSeq and is a predicted model, not a curated record.
UCUGCUAUGGCAAAAGGGAAGCUAAAGGGGGGCUCAGUAGACGCAUCUUCACUCGCAGGGGUGAAUGAAAGGCAAAAAGAUAUGAAACAACGAGAAAACAAUGAUUUGCUUUCCCUUUCUGCCAUCGCUCUGGUUGUUUCCCUUUUCGUGGUACCGCUGACAGCUGACAGAUCUACCUCUGGCGUCCCUCGUCAGAAGCACAUAGUCCUGAGGAUGGAUGAGGCACUUCUGACAGUCAACAAUGAGUUGAACACUGAGGUGUUGGUUUCUUGGGUGUCGGAGCGCUGCUACCAGUGUUUGUUCCAGCCGCUAGGGGUGGUUCCUGCAGGGUCCAUUCCUGGUCAACCCAGUUCAAUGGACUUCAUUGUGGGCACACAGCAUCAAAUUACACUACAGCUCAACAGCACUUCUGACAAAACGCAGCUCUGCAAGGUUCCAUUCCACUUUGGUGAACAUGGGAACUACUCGCUGUGGGUGAAAAAUCUGAACAACUCUGCGGUGGCCAGCUGCUCUGUAGUGACCGAUGCAGAGGCCAUCAACAGCUACAUGCCCAUUUUGAUAGCUUUUGUCAUCUUUGCUGGACUUGCAUUGAUGUCUGCUAUUGCAAGAACGAUAUAUGGGCUUGAAGUAGUCAGGGGACUUCUCUUUCGAAUUGGAGGCUCAAUGGAAACCGAGAGGCUCAUUAACUCUGAAUUAGGCUCCCCUGGCAGGAUAGUACCACCAGUUACUGAUAACAUCCUCCCUCCACCGCCCAGCCCCAGCAAGAGGCUGCGGUCUCUGGAUACAUUCAGAGGUAUCUCUUUAGUCAUCAUGGUGUUUGUGAACUAUGGAGGGGGACGAUACUGGUUUUUCAGACAUGAAAGCUGGAAUGGGCUAACUGUUGCAGAUCUUGUAUUUCCUUGGUUUGUUUUCAUAAUGGGGACCUCGAUUGCCCUGUCAAUUAACUCCCAGCUCCGUUCAGGCUCCACCCGUUGCUCACUGCUGAGGAAGGUUUUGUGGAGGAGCCUCCAGCUCUUCAUCAUCGGUGUCAUCAUCAUCAACCCAAACUACUGCCAAGGACCAUUGUCUUGGAACAACCUGCGGAUCCCAGGUGUGUUACAGCGUCUGGCCUGGUCAUAUCUAGUUGUAGCCUGCUUGGAUUUGCUUGUGGCAAGAGGUCAUCUCGACAUCCUCACAACGGAUGCCUGUUGGUCCCCUGGUCUUGAUAUCCUGCUGUAUUGGCCAGCCUGGCUGUGUGUGCUGCUCUUAGAAACUGUCUGGUUAUGCCUCACCUUCCUCCUUCCAGUGCCAGACUGCCCAGUAGGCUACCUAGGCCCUGGAGGGAUUGGGGACUUUGGCCUGUAUGCUAACUGCACUGGUGGAGCGGCUGGCUACAUUGACCGAUGGCUAUUUGGAGAAAACCACAUCUACCAGACUCCCUCGUCACGGGUGAUUUAUGGAACUCAUAUGGCGUAUGAUCCAGAAGGUGUUCUUGGCAGCAUCAACUCCAUCCUCAUGGCUUUUCUUGGAUUACAGGCAGGAAAAAUAAUCUUACACUACAGAGAUGUCCACACAAGUAUAAUGUCAAGGUUUCUCAUAUGGGGUCUCAUACUGGGUGCGAUAUCAGCAGCACUGACCAGGUGUUCCACAGACCAGGGCUUCAUUCCUGUCAACAAAAACCUCUGGUCUCUCUCCUAUGUGACUACACUGGCUUGUUUUGCGUUUGUGCUGCUGGUACUCGUCUACUACACAGUAGAUGUGAAAAAGUGGUGGUCUGGGGCACCAUUUUACUACCCAGGUAUGAACUCCAUCCUUGUGUAUGUGGGCCAUGAAGUGUUUGAGGGGUACUUCCCCUUCCGGUGGCGCAUGGUCAACAGCCAGUCCCACACUGAGCAUCUUACUCAGAAUCUCAUAGCUACCUCCUGUUGGGUUCUCAUCUCCUACAUGCUUUACAGAAAGAGGAUUUUCUGGAAAAUAUGAAUGAAGAGACAAUCCAAUCAGAAUACCAGCGGACAUUUCUUUUUUUUCUUUUUUUAAUUCAAAAAUGCUGGAGUAAAUAUCUGAACAUAUUUGGAACCCAGGAAACAGGAGACCGAUACUGUAUGUUGUCUAAAAACUCUGAAUGACCUCUGUGAUUGAAUAGGGGCUGCUUUCAUACAGAAGCGCUUUUGGUUUAUUUUUUUGUAGAAAUUACUUUUUCAAAGAUCAUUAAUGUAUCAAUGAAUUUCCAAAGACUUAGAUUGAGAGUGGUGUAUCCUAUAUUUCCAAGUAUAGUUUUAGAUAAAUAAAAGAAUAAUUUAUGCUCCCUGAACACAUGAAAAUAGACACCUGUGUUUUAAAAGAUUAAAGGUCACAUAUUAUGCAAAACACACUUCUUCAGGAUUUUCUAGCAAAAAUAUGUGCCCCUGGCCUGGCCAGUCCCCCCAAGAAUCAGAAAAAUCCAUUCCCUCCCCCUCGUC